Morus notabilis is the source of this 810-nucleotide messenger RNA. RefSeq lists its product as uncharacterized. The coding region runs from base 1 to 810 and encodes 269 amino acids. Lineage: Eukaryota; Viridiplantae; Streptophyta; Magnoliopsida; Rosales; Moraceae. The record is from RefSeq and is a predicted model, not a curated record. The transcript has 2 exons.
AUGACCAAUAACAAGGAUGAAUCAGACAAGAAAUUCGAGGCCGAAAAGAAGCCAACUACUCAACAGGACGAAGGCGAUGUCGGGAACCCUAAUGCUGUUGUUGCAAUGUCUGCUCCGCUUCUUGCUAGGGCGAACCCUAGGCAAGAAGUCGGAGAACAACAGUGUAGGGUUCAGCCUUUUUCCAGUGAUCAGGACCAAGUUGGAGGCUCGCAAAACCCUAUGCCGCCUCCUCCACCCCAUUUUAGGGCUAUUCAAGCCCCUGGUGGUGACGGGGCCAAGGGGAGCAUUGGUGUCUCUCCUGCCGUGACUUUUAUGGAUGGAGGAAGUAGUGGAGGAGGAGGAGUUCUAGUUGGGGGAGGUGCCGCGGCUGCUCCUAGUGUGAGGCCCAUUUCUGACAACCGAAGUAGUACUAGUGGGAUACCACUGAAACGGAAGUCCGAUGUCGUGGCACCUCCAGGGGUUCGCCCGAUUUGUAGCGUGUGCCGUAGGGACUUUUACUCCUGGAAGGCCCUCUUCGGCCACAUGCGCUCUCAUCCUGAGCGCCAGUGGCGCGGGUGCUUUCCCCCGCCCGUCGAGCAACCGCAACAAGAACAAGCACUGUCGGCUCCACUUCCAGCGGCAUAUGCUGAGGCUGGUGGGGCACAAGGAGGGACCACAAGAGGACUAAACAUUGAUCUAAAUGAACCACACGGCCCCACUGUGGACGAUGGUGCCGCCCAUACGCCGCCUCUGGAGAACAAGAAGGAUGGAAGACCUGCUGAUUUCGACAUUAACAAGAUACCGCCGUCGGACGACGAGGAUAUUGCUUAG